ACAUUCUUUACGGUCAAUUGACCUCACGUUCUUUUCAAACCACUUUCAUUUACCACUUCCGCUGUGCGGUUACUGUCUCUAGUCAGACUAUUUAGCACCAAUCGACACACAACUUUGUCACCAAACUUGAUUCAAGAUGCAAUACACAAGCACUAUCCUCGCCACCUCGGCAGCUCUCAUCACCUCCGUCUCGGCUCACGGCUUCCUCACUUCUCCCCAACCUCGCAUGCCCGGUUCUGCCAUGGAAGCCGCCUGUGGAACUCAAGUCUACGACAACCAAGCGUCAGACAACUAUGGCAACAUCCAAGGCGAGCUCCAAGUCGCAGCCUCUCAAACGGACUACAAUGCUGCCGAGUGUGACAUCUGGCUCUGCAAAGGCUACAAAUAUGCCGACAACACCGAUAACGUCCAGUCAUGGACAGCGGGCCAGGUCGUUGAUAUGACCUUUGACAUUCGCGCCCCUCACACGGGUUAUGCGAAUGUCUCGAUUGUCAACACGGCCACAAAUACAAUCAUCGGGGAUAUGUUGCUGUACUAUUCGGAUUUCGCGGAUAAUGCGAAGACCAUUCCUGCAAAUGAGACUAGCUUCUCAAUCACGGUCCCGAAUGACUUGGGAGAUACUUGCUCGACAGCGGGAGCCUGUGUGCUGCAGCAUUACUGGAAUGCAGAGUCUAUCGAUCAGACUUACGAGUCUUGCAUUGACUUCACUGUUGGUGGAUCUGGUUCCAGCUCUGUGAGCUCCAGUUCACCCGUGGUCGCGAGCUCGACUAGUGCCAGUUCUUCGGUCUUGGCCAGCACUUCAGCACAAGUUGUAUCAAGCACGCCUGCUGCCGUGGUCACUUCAUCCAGCACCCGUGUCUCGCCGAGUACGCUGCAGACUGUCGUGAAGUCUUCCUCUGUUGUUGCCAGCCCGACCUCCAGUGCGGCUGUUCCUACUGAGACUCCUGACGAUGACGAUGAGUGCUAGCAGUCGAUCUCUGAUUGAUUAAGAA
This is a messenger RNA of Mollisia scopiformis, 992 nucleotides long. RefSeq lists its product as uncharacterized. The record is from RefSeq and is a predicted model, not a curated record. Bases 137 to 967 code for a protein of 276 amino acids. The transcript has a single exon. NCBI's taxonomy places the organism in Eukaryota, Fungi, Ascomycota, Leotiomycetes, Helotiales, Mollisiaceae.